CUUCGCGACCGCUACUUGAAAGCAGUCAACGAUCGCGCUGCAUUGUGGCGAUCGAAUGGCCGCUUCGUCUGAUGUCUGUCCAUUCUGUUCUUCUGUAAUUAGUUUUACGUUACUUUCGUUGAUCCACGCGAGCGGUGUCUCACGACGAACGAUCCGAUUUAGUAAUAUAGCAACUAUAAUAACAUUGACAAACGUAACAUUGAAAUGGAAAAAAGUGGCGAUGGAUUGCUGUUUCGUGCUGAGAGAAAUAAUGGUGCUGAUAAAGUAGCCAUGGAUAUUGUUGAUGAAAGAGUGGCUAUCUUAGACGCAGGUGCACAGUAUGGAAAAGUGAUAGACCGAAAGAUUCGUGAAUUAAAUGUCCAUAGUGAAAUUCUGCCACUCGAAACACCGGCAUUUACUCUUCAGGAGAAAGGAUACAAAGCUAUUAUAAUUUCUGGAGGUCCUAGCUCAGUAUAUGCGGAAGAUGCACCCAGAUAUGAUGCCGACAUCUUUCGAAUAGGAAUUCCUGUAUUAGGUAUUUGUUAUGGAAUGCAAAUGAUGAACAAAGAAUUUGGUGGUACUGUAACCAGAAGGGAGAGUCGAGAGGAUGGUCAAUUUCCUGUAGAAGUUGAUACCAAGUGCCUAUUAUUUAAGGGCUUGGACAAAGAACAGAUGGUACUGUUAACGCACGGAGAUAGCAUAGACAGGGUAGCCGAUUGUUUUCGUACUACUGCCAGAUCAUCAAGCUUUAUAGCAGGUAUAGCGAGUGAUAAGAUGAAUUUGUAUGGCGUGCAAUUUCAUCCAGAAGUGGAUCUGACGCCCAAUGGAAAAUCGAUGUUGCACAAUUUUUUAUUCGGUAUCGCGGGCCUUACGGGCAAUUAUACGCUUCGCGAUCGGGAGGCUCAAUGUAUACAAUAUAUCAGAAAUACUGUAGGCGAUAAAAAAGUUUUGUUAUUGGUCAGCGGUGGCGUAGACUCGACGGUAUGCGCGGCUCUGUUACAAAAAGCUUUAAGUAAGGAGCAAGUUAUAGCACUACACAUUAAUAACGGCUUCAUGCGUAAGGGAGAAACACAAUUCGUUGAACAAAGUCUAGCCCAAUUAUGUGUAACGUUAAGAGUAGUGAAUGCUGGCCGCUAUUUCAUGCAAGGCACGACAACUGUUCCAUUAGACAAUGUCGCGCCUAUGAUAAAUGCUAAUGUUACGAAUAAUAAAGGAAUAUGCGGCGCGACGAGUAGUCCCAGAACCAGAUUAACCAAGAUGUUAUGCGAAACUACCAAUCCAGAAGAGAAACGAAAGAUCAUAGGAGACGUUUUUGUAAGAGUCGCAAAUGAGGCGAUGGCGGAGAUGGGAUUGAAGCCAGAGGAUGUUUUCCUCGGGCAAGGCACUCUCAGGCCCGAUCUUAUAGAAAGUGCAAGCUCUUUAGUUAGUGGUAAAGCAGAUGCCAUAAAGACGCACCAUAACGAUAGCGAACUUGUGCGAGUACUAAGAGCGCAGGGACAUGUAGUCGAACCGUUAAAAGAUUUUCACAAGGAUGAGGUAAGACAGUUGGGAUGUGAUCUCGGAUUGCCGGCAGCGCUCGUCGCGCGUCAUCCAUUUCCUGGUCCUGGACUCGCAGUGCGAAUCCUAUGCGCGGAUGAGCCUUACAUAGAAAAGGAUUUUUCCGAAACACAGGUGAUAGUCAAAAUAAUGGCAGAGUACGAGCAGAUGCUUCAGAAGAAACAUGCCUUAUUGAAUCGGGUGGAAGGCACGACGACUGAAGUCGAACGUCAACAACUCCGCAGGGUCUCGAGUCAUCGUCAUAUCGCAGCGACUCUCCUGCCUAUUCGUAGCGUAGGAGUUCAGGGCGAUCGGAGAAGUUACAGCUAUGUGGUAGGCUUGUCGUGCGAAGAGACUGUAUCCGAGGGAGUGGAAUGGGAAGAUAUGUUGUUCCUCGCGAAAUUAAUUCCGCGCGUGUGUCACAAUAUUAAUCGUGUGUGCUAUAUCUUCGGACCGCAACUUCAUCAUCCAAUCCAGGAUAUCACGCCUACGUAUCUCACCUCCAAUGUGAUAGCGACGCUGCGGCAGGCGGAUCACUUGGCUAAUCAAGUGUUAACCGCAAACGGCUGUAUGGAAGCCGUCAGUCAAAUGCCCAUUGUUCUAAUCCCGAUACACUUCGAUCGCGAUGCGGCAUGCCGAACGUUAUCUUGUCAACGUUCCGUUGUGCUCAGGCCAUUCUGUACUAACGAUUUUAUGACUGGCACGCCCGCCAUUCCUGGCAAAGAUUUGCCAAUACACGUGGUGAAAAAGAUGGUGACUGAAAUAUCUACGGUGCCCGGUAUUUCACGUGUUUUAUAUGAUCUAACGUCUAAACCACCGGGAACAACUGAAUGGGAGUAGUGAACGCUCAUCUGGCCCCUUUCUAUUUUUUCACCAUCCCUGCGCGCGUAACGACAAAGUGAAAAAAGUAUAUUUAAAAAUAUAUAUAUAUAUAUAUAAUAUUACGAUAAAGAUACACGAAUUCGAGGUUAAUGACUUCUUACUAAUUUAUACAAGACCUCCGAGCAAACUUUUUCAAAGGUAUGCAUUAAUCGAGUCGUGUAUUACUGGCUUCUCUAGACAAAGAAUGGCAUUUGCGUUCGAUUAAAAA
Cataglyphis hispanica is the source of this 2605-nucleotide messenger RNA. RefSeq names its product GMP synthase [glutamine-hydrolyzing] (gene bur). Lineage: Eukaryota; Metazoa; Arthropoda; Insecta; Hymenoptera; Formicidae. The record is from RefSeq and is a predicted model, not a curated record. Gene Ontology annotation, cellular component: cytosol. Gene Ontology annotation, molecular function: ATP binding; GMP synthase (glutamine-hydrolyzing) activity; GMP synthase activity. The transcript is spliced from 9 exons. Bases 205 to 2355 code for a protein of 716 amino acids. Gene Ontology annotation, biological process: GMP biosynthetic process.